AACAUAAUCGACGAACACAUCUAUUGAUUAUUAAUUGUUUAUAAGGAGGGGGAACAGCCCUCGUUUCCAGAAGAGCCCCAUGUGACAGGAAGCCUCGUGUGUACACGAAGAGACACUAUUUCAGUAACUCUAUGUUCUCCAGGGCAUCCGGUUCUGCUUAUCUCUGGAGUAUGGAGAAGGACAUGGCGACCACGCUGCUUCUCCUGCUUGUAAUCCCGUCCUGCUACAGCCAGUUUGAAGAUCCGUGUCGAAGCUUUACAGAACUUGACAACAUAGCAACACGGGCCCCUAGUUACUCGGGAAGCCCCUUAGUACAUGAUGACAGCUCACUGGCCCCCGGCUGGUAUGCAGCACCUGUUGGGUGGGAAUUACUCAGUCAGGAUCCUGGCAACUCGACCAAGUGUGGAACAAGAAAGCCAAUUUAUAGAACAAGUAAAACUGGUGACACGUCUACCGUGUGUAUUAGAUUAGCGAGAGCGGCCUGUUACAAACCGUACACCAUCCAGACGACUAUGUGUGGCGGCAGAGAGAUAUACCAGCUGAGUACGCAAACCACUGCAGCCGGAUUCUGCUUUUACACGGAUGAUCCAUGUCUUUCGAAUCCUUGCGCCAAUGGAGCCACUUGCAUUAAGACGUCCGGAAGCAAUCACAUGUGCUCAUGUGCCCGCGGCUACUAUGGAGAGAGUUGUGAAGAGAUGGAUCCUUGUGGAAACUUUACCGAGCUUCACAACAUACCAUCAAGAGCCCCAAGUUACCCAGGAAACCCCGUAGUACAUGACGACAGCACACUAGCACCCGGCUGGUAUGGAGUACCUGCUGGAUGGGAAUUAUUCAGUCAGGAUCCUGGCAACUCGACCAAGUGUGGAACCAGAAAGCCUAUUUACAGAACGAGUAAAUCUGGUGACGCUUCUACCGUGUGCAUUAGGUUCCCAAACGCGGCCUGCUACAAACCAUACACAAUCCGGACGACGAUGUGUGGUGGAAGAGAGAUAUACGAGCUCAAAACGCAAAUCAGUUUGUCAGGAUUCUGCUUUCACACGGAUGAUCCAUGUCUUUCCAAUCCUUGCCCAAACGGAGCCACUUGCACUAAGGCAGCAGGAACCAAUCACAUCUGCUCCUGUCCCUCUGGAUAUUAUGGGGCCAACUGUGACGAGAUUGAUCCGUGUAGAAACUUCACAGAACUUGACAACAUAGCAACACGAGCCCCUGGUUACCCAGGAAACCCUGUAGUGCAUGACGACAGCACACUGACCCCCGGCUGGUAUGGAGCACCUGUUGGGUGGGAGUUACUCAGUCAGGAUCCUGGCAACACCACCAAGUGUGGAACAAGAAAACCCAUUUAUAGAACGAGUAAAUCUGGUGACGCCUCUACCGUGUGCAUAAGGUUCCCAAACGCGGCCUGCUACAACCCAUAUACCAUCCGGACGACGAUGUGUGGUAGAAGAGAGAUUUACGAGCUCAAAACGGAAAUCAGUUUGUCAGGAUUCUGCUUUCACACGGAUGAUCCAUGUCUUUCCAAUCCUUGCUUGAAUGGAGCCACUUGCACUAAGGGGACAGGAACCAAUCACAUAUGCUCCUGUGCCCCUGGUUAUUAUGGGGAGAAUUGUGACGAGAUGGAUCCCUGCACAAACGUUACAGAGCUUGACAACAUACCAUCAAGGGCCCCUAGUUUCCAAGGAAACCCGGUAGUACAUGACGACAGCACACUAGCACCCGGCUGGUAUGGAGCACCUGCAGGAUGGGAAUUACUUAGUCAGGAUCCUGGGAACUCGACCUUGUGUGGAACUAGAAAGCCAAUUUAUAGAACUAGUAAAUCUGGUGACGCUUCUACCGUGUGCAUUAGGUUCCCAAACGCGGCCUGCUACAAACCAUACACAAUCCGGACGACGAUGUGUGGUGGAAGAGAGAUAUACGAGCUCAAAACGGAAAUCAGUUUGUCAGGAUUCUGCUUUCACACGGACGAUCCAUGUCUCUCCAAUCCUUGCCCGAAUGGAGCCGCUUGUACUAAGGCGACAGGAACCAAUCACAUCUGCUCCUGUCCCUCUGGAUAUUAUGGGGACAACUGUGACGAGAUGGAUCCGUGUAGAAACUUCACAGAACUUGACAACAUAGCAACACGAGCCCCUGGUUACCCAGGAAACCCUGUAGUGCAUGACGACAGCACACUGACCCCCGGCUGGUAUGGAGCACCUGUUGGGUGGGAGUUACUCAGUCAGGAUCCUGGCAACACCACCAAGUGUGGAACAAGAAAACCCAUUUAUAGAACGAGUAAAUCUGGUGACGCUUCUACUGUGUGCAUUAGGUUCCCAAACGCGGCCUGCUACAACCCGUAUACCAUCCGGACGACGAUGUGUGGUGGAAGAGAGAUUUACGAGCUGAGUACGCAAAUCAGUUUGGCAGGAUUCUGCUUUCACACGGAUGAUCCGUGUCUUUCCAAUCCUUGCUUGAAUGGAGCCACUUGCACUAAGGCUGCAGGAACCAAUCACAUAUGCUCCUGUGCCUCCGGAUAUUAUGGGGACAAUUGUGACGAGAUGGAUCCUUGUGGAAACUUCACAGAGCUUGACAACAUACCAUCAAGAGCCCUAAGUUACCCAGGAAACCCCGUGGUACAUGACGACAGCACACUAGCACCUGGCUGGUACGGAGCACCUGCUGGAUGGGAAUUACUCGAUCAGGAUCCUGGCAACUCGACCAAGUGUGGAACUAGAAAGCCCAUUUAUAGAACAAGUAAAUCUGGUGACGCUUCUACCGUGUGCAUUAGGUUCCCAAACGCGCCCUGCUACAAACCGUACACAAUUCGGACGACGAUGUGUGGUGGAAGAGAAAUAUACGAGCUGAGAACGCAAAUCAGUGUGUCAGGAUUCUGCUUUCACACGGAUGAUCCAUGUCUUUCCAAUCCUUGCCCGAACGGAGCCACUUGCACUAAGGCAGCAGGAACCAGUCACAUCUGCUCCUGUCCCGCUGGAUAUUAUGGGGACAAUUGUGACGAGAUGGAUCCGUGUAGAAACUUCACAGAACUUGACAACAUAGCAACACGAGCCCCUGGUUACCCAGGAAACCCUGUAGUGCAUGAUGACAGCACACUGACCCCCGGCUGGUAUGCAGCGCCUGUAGGGUGGGAGUUACUCAGUCAGGAUCCUGGCAACACCACCAAGUGUGGAACAAGAAAACCCAUUUAUAGAACGAGUAAAUCUGGUGACGCUUCUACUGUGUGCAUUAGGUUCCCAAACGCGGCCUGCUACAACCCGUAUACCAUCCGGACGACGAUGUGUGGUGGAAGAGAGAUUUACGAGCUGAGUACACAAAUCAGUUUGGCAGGAUUCUGCUUUCACACGGAUGAUCCAUGUCUUUCCAAUCCUUGCUUGAAUGGAGCCACUUGCACUAAGGCGGCAGGAACCAAUCACAUAUGCUCCUGUGCCUCUGGAUAUUAUGGAGACAAUUGUGACGAGAUGGAUCCUUGUGGAAACUUCACAGAGCUUGACAACAUACCAUCAAGAGCCCUAAGUUACCCAGGAAACCCCGUAGUACAUGACGACAGCACACUAGCACCCGGCUGGUACGGAGCACCUGCAGGAUGGGAAUUACUCGAUCAGGAUCCUGGCAACUCCACCAAGUGUGGAACUAGAAAGCCCAUUUAUAGAACAAGUAAAUCUGGUGACGCUUCUACCGUGUGCAUUAGGUUCCCAAACGCGGUCUGCUACAACCCAUACACAAUUCGGACGACGAUGUGUGGUGGAAGAGAAAUAUACGAGCUGAGAACGCAAAUAAGUCUGUCAGGAUUCUGCUUUCACACGGAUGAUCCAUGUCUUUCCAAUCCUUGCCCGAACGGAGCCACUUGCACUAAGGCAGCAGGAACCAGUCACAUCUGCUCCUGUCCCGCUGGAUAUUAUGGGGACAAUUGUGACGAGAUGGAUCCGUGUAGAAACUUCACAGAACUUGACAACAUAGCAACACGAGCCCCUGGUUACCCAGGAAACCCUGUAGUGCAUGACGACAGCACACUGACCCCCGGCUGGUAUGGAGCACCUGUUGGGUGGGAGUUACUCAGUCAGGAUCCUGGCAACACCACCAAGUGUGGAACAAGAAAACCCAUUUAUAGAACAAGUAAAACUGGUGACGCUUCUACCGUGUGCAUUAGGUUCCCAAACGCGGCCUGCUACAACCCGUAUACCAUCCGGACGAAAAUGUGUGGUGGAAGAGAAAUAUACGAGCUGAGAACGCAAAUAAGUCUGUCAGGAUUCUGCUUUCACACGGAUGAUCCAUGUCUUUCCAAUCCUUGCUUGAAUGGAGCCACUUGCACUAAGGCGACAGAAACCAAUCACAUAUGCUCCUGUGCCUCUGGAUAUUAUGGGGACAAUUGUGACGAGAUGGAUCCUUGUGGAAACUUCACAGAGCUUGACAACAUACCAUCAAGAGCCCUAAGUUACCCAGGAAACCCCGUGGUACAUGACGACAGCACACUAGCACCCGGCUGGUAUGGAGCACCUGCAGGAUGGGAAUUACUCGAUCAGGAUCCUGGCAACUCCACCAAGUGUGGAACUAGAAAGCCCAUUUAUAGAACAAGUAAAUCUGGUGACGCUUCUACCGUGUGCAUUAGGUUCCCAAACGCGCCCUGCUACAAACCGUACACAAUUCGGACGACGAUGUGUGGUGGAAGAGAAAUAUACGAGCUGAGAACUCAAAUCAGUCUGUCAGGAUUCUGCUUCCACACGGAUGAUCCAUGUCUUUCCAAUCCUUGCCCGAACGGAGCCACUUGCACUAAGGCAGCAGGAACCAGUCACAUCUGCUCCUGUCCCGCUGGAUAUUAUGGGGACAAUUGUGACGAGAUUGAUCCGUGUAGAAACUUCACAGAACUUGACAACAUAGCAACACGAGCCCCUGGUUACCCAGGAAACCCUGUAGUGCAUGACGACAGUACACUGACCCCCGGCUGGUAUGGAGCACCUGUUGGGUGGGAGUUACUCAGUCAGGAUCCUGGCAACACCACCAAGUGUGGAACAAGAAAACCAAUUUAUAGAACGAGUAAAUCUGGUGACGCUUCUACUGUGUGCAUUAGGUUCCCAAACGCGGCCUGCUACAACCCGUAUACCAUCCGGACGAAAAUGUGUGGUGGAAGAGAGAUUUACGAGCUGAGUACGCAAAUCAGUUUGUCAGGAUUCUGCUUUCACACGGAUGAUCCAUGUCUUUCCAAUCCUUGUUUGAAUGGAGCCACUUGCACUAGGGCGACAGGAACCAAUCACAUAUGCUCCUGUGCCCCCGGAUAUUAUGGAAACAGUUGUGACGAGAUGGAUCCUUGUGGAAACUUCACAGAGCUUGACAACAUACCAUCAAGAGACCCAAGUUACCCAGGAAACCCUGUAGUACAUGACGACAGCACACUAGCACCCGGCUGGUAUGGAGCACCUGCAGGAUGGGAAUUACUCGAUCAGGAUCCUGGCAACUCGACCAAGUGUGGAACUAGAAAGCCCAUUUAUAGAACGAGUAAAUCUGGUGAUGCUUCUACCGUGUGCAUUAGGUUCCCAAACGCGGCCUGCUACAAACCGUACACAAUUAGGUCGACGAUGUGUAGUGGAAGAGAGAUAUACGAGCUGAGAACGCAAAUCAGUUUGUCAGGAUUCUGCUUUCACACGGAUGAUCCAUGUCUUUCCAAUCCUUGCCCGAACGGAGCCACUUGUACUAAGACAACAGGAACCAAUCACAUCUGCUCCUGUCCCGCUGGAUAUUAUGGGGACAACUGUGACGAGAUGGAUCCGUGUGGAAACUUCACAGAGCUUGACGACAUAUCAACACGAGCCCCUGGUUACCCAGGGAACACCUUAGUCCGUGACGACAGCAAACUGGCCCCCGGCUGGUAUGGAGCACCUGCUGGGUGGGAACUGCUCAAUCAGGAUCCCGGCAACACCACGACAUGUGGAACCAGAAAACCCAUUUAUAGAACGAGUAAAUCUGGUGACGCUUCUACCGUGUGCAUUAGGUUCCCAAACGCGGCCUGCUACAAACCGUACACAAUUCGGACGACGAUGUGCGGUGGAAGAGAAAUAUACGAGCUGAGAACGGAAACCAGUUUGGCAGGAUUCUGUUUUCACACUGAUGAUCCAUGUCUUUCGAAUCCUUGCUUGAAUGGAGCCACUUGCAUUAAGACGGCCGGAUCCAAUCACAUCUGCUCUUGUGCGUCUGGAUAUUAUGGAAAGACUUGUGAAGAGAUAGAUCCAUGUGGAUACUUCAUAGAGCUUGACAACAUAGCAACACGAGCCCCUAGUUACCCAGGAAACCCCGUAGUACAUGACGACAGCACACUAGCACCCGGUUGGUAUGGAGCACCUGCUGGAUGGGAAUUACUCAGUCAGGAUCCUGGCAACUCGGCCAAGUGUGGAACAAGAAAGCCUAUUUAUAGAUCGAGUAAAUCUGGUGACGCCUCUACCGUGUGCAUACGGUUUCCAAACGCGGUAUGCUACAACCCGUAUACCAUCCGGACGACGAUGUGUGGAGAAAGAGAGAUAUACGAGUUGAGUACGCAAACCAGUUUGGCAGGAUUCUGCUUUCACACGGAUGACCCAUGCCUUUCGAAUCCUUGCGCAAAUGGGGCCACUUGCAAUAAGGCGACAGGAACUAAUUACAUCUGUUCCUGUGCCCCCGGAUACUAUGGGGACAACUGUGACGAUAACCAUCCUUGUAGAAACUUCACCGAGCUUGAUAAUAUAGCAACACGAGCCCCUAGUUACCCAGGAAACCCCGUCUUACAUAAUGACAGCUCAUUGGCCCCGGGCUGGUAUGGAGCACCUGCUGGGUGGGAAUUACUCAGUGAGGAUCCUGGCAGCUGGAAAAUGUGUGGAACAAGAAAACCCAUUUAUAGAACAAGUAAAGAUGGUGACACAUCUACCGUGUGUAUUCGGUUCCCAAACGUGACCUGUAGUAACCCGUAUACCAUCCGGACGACGAUGUGUGGUGGAAGAGAGAUAUACGAGCUGAGCACGCAAACCAAUUUAGCAGGAUUCUGCUUUUCUUGCAAUGGACGAAAACUGGACAUCCUCAUCAUGGUAGAUGAGUCAAUCUCUAUCGGCACGACCAGAUUUUGGCAAAUGAAAACAUUUCAACGAGAGAUGCUUCGUUCUUCUAACAUAAGCCUCAACACUAACAAUGUUGCAUUUAUGGAGUUUUCUGUAAGCGCUAGAGUGGUAUUCCCACUGAAUGCUUAUGCUGACGACAAAGCGGCGGUCCUUGCCGCAAUGGAGAAGGAGGUAUACGGAAUAGGCGCUUCGACAAACAUUGGUGACGCCAUCAAACUGGCCGUCACUGACGUUUUCACAGCGGAUAAUGGCGACCGACCAGACGCUGACAAUAUGAUCUUCAUGUUUACUGACGGCUACGCUACUGAUGAAGAUAAGGUGGUUAUAGCUGCUAUAAUUGAUCAACUUUCUGCAAAAGCGGAAGUAUUUGUCGUGGCCAUAUCAGAAGUUCUGGAUGAUUCUAUCAUCCACACAAUUGCUUCGAAACCAGGAAGUGAACACAUUUUGCAGCUGGAUGCCCCAGAUACUCUCAGUAAAGUUCAGCAGGAGAUCAUGCCAUGUGGUACAGUGUGACUCCACUGACCUAAUGUGUUACAGAUUACCGAGAUGAAGCCGCUUGGAAAAUUCUAAUCUGUGCAUACAAUACACGUUCUGCAACUAAAA
Messenger RNA from Haliotis rufescens (red abalone), 7670 nucleotides. Its product is annotated as neurogenic locus notch homolog protein 1-like. The coding region runs from base 132 to 7580 and encodes 2482 amino acids. Gene Ontology annotation, molecular function: Notch binding; calcium ion binding. The transcript is spliced from 47 exons. NCBI's taxonomy places the organism in Eukaryota, Metazoa, Mollusca, Gastropoda, Lepetellida, Haliotidae. The record is from RefSeq and is a predicted model, not a curated record. Gene Ontology annotation, biological process: Notch signaling pathway.